AGUCGUUUUUUCGACCUGUCUUUUAAAAUACCCCCAAAAAGCCUUAUUGUUUGUGAUUAUGUUCACUAUCCGCAGUAUUUUUUUUAAUCUGCAUUUGAAUAUGUAUUUUACUUGUUGAUAAUGACACGUAUGCAUUUUUUACUCAACAAAACCGGAAACCACUAUUUUGUGAGUGGGAAGUCGCUAUCUGGACUUUGAACGUCAAGGUGUAAGUGUCGCUUUAGCCAACGAAAAUAUGGAAUUUAGGGAUUAGUUAACAUUUCCUGUUGGGAGGUGGUGUCUGUAAAGAGUGACUAUGACAACAGGAUUGCUUAAAAGUGUGGUCUUUUGUCCAUUUUGGCACAUAAGUACGACUUCCUUGUGUCGACGAGCUAGCGGUAGUUAGCCAAGGGCUCGCCGAGUCUUCGAUGACGUCACCGCAGUUCUUGACAAUAGUUGUCAUUUGUUUGAGAUCAUUCUAGAAGUCUCCUCUAUUUGGCAACAUUUUUAGUUGUGUCCAAGAACCGAGUGCAACCACUGCCAUGUAAAAGGACAGCCUCUUAUUUCCUGAUAUCUAUGUCAAGUCAUGUUCUAGUCUGCCAGUGACACACCUGAGUCAGCAUGAAGGCCUCGGCGUCCAGAAUCUCCUUCUGCGCGGGGUUUGUGUUUGGAGGCUUCAUGCUGUACCUUUUUCUACGACAAAUAGGCUUCGAGAAGACCUUUUCUGUGGCAUUAUCCAGCGGCUCCGGAAGGCAUCUCGAUCACCAGCAGCAAGAGCUUGAAGAGCAGAAAGUGUGGAAGAAAAAGGGCUCAGCCCUCUUGAAUCUGAAACACCCUCAUCAUUCAGAUGAAGACAGCAGAAUGGCAGAUGAAUUGUACAAAAAAGUACGCAUUCUUUGCUGGGUGAUGACUGGACCCAAGAACCUGGAGACGAGGGCUCGCUACGUGAAGGACACGUGGAGUCGACACUGCAAUAUUGUGGUGUUUGUCAGUUCCGUGGACGAUCCCAACUUCCCAACCGUGGGUUUGGAUACAAAAGAGGGCCGUGACCAGCUUUAUUGGAAAACCAUCCGGGCCUACCAUUACGUCUUCGAGCAUCACGGUCACGAAGCCGAUUGGUUCCUCAAGGCGGACGACGACGCCUACGUAAUAGUGGACAACAUGCGCUGGGUUCUUGCAAACCACACCCCGGAUGAGCCUAUUUAUUUUGGUCGAAGAUUCAAGCCCUACGUCAAGCAAGGCUACAUGAGUGGUGGCGCUGGAUACGUGCUGAGCAAAGAGGCCCUGCGGCGAUUUGUGGAAGGCUUCAAAAACAAAGUGUGUACUCACACCAGCUCAGUGGAGGACCUAGCGUUGGGACAGUGCAUGGAGAAGGUCGGUGUGGUGGCAGGAGACUCCAGGGACACUUUGCAACGGGAGACAUUUCACCCCUUUGUACCUGAGCAGCACCUUACUGCCAAGUUUCCAAAGAGCUUCUGGUAUUGGAGCUACUGCUACUACCCCAUCUCACAGGGUCCAAACUGCUGCUCGGACUUGUCUGUUUCCUUCCACUAUGUACAUGACAGCAACAUGUAUCUAUUGGAGUACUACGUCUAUCACCUGCGUGCCUUUGGCUACAGAUACCGCUACCAGCCCCCCACUCCGCUCGGGUACUCUUACGAGAAGGUGCGCUCACAGGACGCUGUUGUCGCUAUGGAAAAGAACAACGUUUCUCAGAAAAAAGAUGCAGAAGGCGAGGUUAGUGAAAAGAGAACGGAUGACUCCCAGCUUCCAGCUGCCAAAGUUCUUCCUGCUACUCCUGCAGUCAAGCAUUAGUAGGACCAGUUGGCGCCAUCAUUAAUGAAGAAUUUCCAUUACAAUAACGUACAAUCUUCAGACUGAGGUUAACCUCUGCUUUUGUGGUUCCACAAGUAAGUCCGAAAUCCUUCAGGGAUGUUUUUUUCAGAGGGCUUGAACAAUGGCACAUACCUCCCACUAUUCACUAUCACAAUAUUCCACACCUUCAACUAACCAAACUGCGACUACAUAGUUUUUGGAAUGACUGACUGACCACACGCUUGUCACCACGUCUCAGAUUGUGUUUGUUCCACUUGUAUACAUUUCCUUGAUUGAUGGAUCUGAAAUGUUGACUGAAUGUAAAAUAAUUGCCUAAACUCGACAAAUAGCGCAAA
Nerophis ophidion (straightnose pipefish) is the source of this 2150-nucleotide messenger RNA. It is a transcript of the gene c1galt1lb, whose product is annotated as core 1 synthase, glycoprotein-N-acetylgalactosamine 3-beta-galactosyltransferase 1, like b. The transcript is spliced from 4 exons. Gene Ontology annotation, molecular function: N-acetylgalactosaminide beta-1,3-galactosyltransferase activity. The record is from RefSeq and is a predicted model, not a curated record. Lineage: Eukaryota; Metazoa; Chordata; Actinopteri; Syngnathiformes; Syngnathidae. The coding region runs from base 601 to 1794 and encodes 397 amino acids. Gene Ontology annotation, cellular component: membrane.